Messenger RNA from Dromaius novaehollandiae (emu), 2561 nucleotides. It is a transcript of the gene ADD2, whose product is annotated as adducin 2. Gene Ontology annotation, cellular component: cytoskeleton; plasma membrane; postsynaptic density. The coding region runs from base 116 to 2284 and encodes 722 amino acids. The record is from RefSeq and is a predicted model, not a curated record. The transcript has 15 exons. Gene Ontology annotation, biological process: barbed-end actin filament capping. Gene Ontology annotation, molecular function: actin filament binding. Lineage: Eukaryota; Metazoa; Chordata; Aves; Casuariiformes; Dromaiidae.
UUUGUGCGCGGGGCGGGGGCGGCGGCGCGCUGCGGCGGCGGCGGAUGCGCUGAGCAGGCUCUGCGGAGCCGCCGCUGCCCGCAGGCCGCCGGAGCCGUGCCGGGGCGUGGCGAGGAUGAGCGCUGCCGGCAGCCCUGAGCCGGUGGCCUCGCCGCCGGGCACCGAGCCCCGCUACUUCGAGCGCUUCUCCGCGGACGACCCCGAGUACCUGCGCGCCCGCAACAUGGCAGCCGACCUGCGCCAGGACUUCAACAUGAUGGAGCAGAAGAAGCGGGUCACCAUGAUCCUGCAGAGCCCGUCUUUCAGGGAGGAGCUGGAGAGCCUCAUCCAGGAGCAGAUGAAGAAGGGCAACAACUCGUCCAACAUCUGGGCGCUGCGGCAGAUCGCCGACUUCAUGGCCAGCACCUCCCCGGCCAUCUUCCCCACGUCGCCCAUGGGCCCCGCGGCGGUGACGCCCAUCAACGACCUGCACGGGGCGGGCGAGGGGCUGCCGCUGGCGCGGGGCGAGCGGCUGCUGCGCUGCAAGGUGGGCGGCCUCUGCCGCCUGCUCGACCUCUACGGCUGGGCCCGCCUCGGCGACUCCCACGUCACGCUGCGGGUGAGCAAGGAGCAGGAGCACUUCCUCGUCAGCCCCGGGGGCCUGGCGUGCAGCGAGGUGACGGCGUCGAGCCUGGUCAAGGUGAACAUCCUGGGCGAGGUGGUGGAGCAGGGCAGCACCGGCUUCGCCGUGGACGCCGCCGCCUUCAGCCUGCACGCCGCCGUGCACGCCGCCCGGCCGGGCACCCGCUGCGUGGUGCACCUGCGCACGCCGGCCAGCGCCGCGGUGUCGGCCAUGCGCUGCGGGCUGCUGCCGGUGUCGCACGAGGCGCUGCUGGCCGGCGACGCCGCCUACUUCGACUUCGGCGGGGCGCUGCGCGACGAGGCCGACCGCGUGCAGCUGCAGAAGUGCCUCGGCCCCACCUGCAAGAUCCUGGUGCUGCGCAACCACGGCGUGCUGGCGCUGGGCGACACCGUGGAGGAGGCCUUCUACAAGACCUUCCACCUGCAGGCGGCCUGCGAGAUCCAGGUGUCGGCGCUGUCGAGCGCCGGCGGCGCCGAGAACCUGCUGGUGCUGGAGCGCGACAAGCACCGGCCGCACGAGGCCGGCUCGGUGCGCUGGGCCGGCAGCACCUUCGGGCCCAUGCAGAAGAGCCGCCUGGGCGAGCACGAGUUCGAGGCCCUCAUGCGCAUGCUCGACAACCUGGGCUACCGCACCGGCUACGCCUACCGCCACCCCUUCGUGCAGGAGAGGAGCAAGCCCAAGAGCGACGUGCUCAUCCCCGCCACCGUGACGGCCUUCGUCUUCGAGGAGGAGGAGGCGGCCGCGCCGCCGCGCCAGCACGCCCAGCGCCAGCAGAAGGAGAAGACGCGCUGGCUCAACACCCCCAACACCUACCUGCGGGUGGACGUGGCCGGCGAGCAGCCCGGCGGCCCCAGGACCCGCACGACGUGGCUGAAGGCGGACGAGGCGGAGAGGAGCAGCAGCGGCACGGCCAUCCGCAUCGAGACCCCCAACCAGUUCGUGCCCCUCUACACGGACCCGCAGGAGGUGCUGGAGAUGCGGAACAAGAUCCGCGAGCAGAACCGCCAGGACGUCAAGUCGGCCGGGCCCCAGUCGCAGCUGCUGGCCGGCGUCAUCGCCGAGGCGAGCCGCAGCCCCUCCACAGAGAGUCACUUGGCGGCAGCGGCAGAGCCGCGGGGGGAGGCGGCGGCCGAGCCGGAGCCCCCCAACCCCUUCAGGCAGCUGACGGACCGGGAGCUGGAGGAGUACAAGCGGGAGGUGGAGCGCAAGGCGCUGGCGCCGCCCGGCGACAAGGACGCCGGCGAGGAGAGUCCGGCUGCGCCCACCACCGAGCCCCCCGCUGCCACCGAGCCCCCCGCCGCCACCGAGCCCCCCGCUGCCACCGAGCCCCCCGCCGCCGAGCCCCCCGCGCCCGCCGCGCCGCCCCAGGGUGAGGAGGAGGCGGACGGGGGGCAGGAGCCGGCCGAGCCCCCCGCCACGGAGCCGGAGCCGCCGCCGCCGGCACAGGAGGAAGAGGAGGAGGAGGAGGAGGAGGGGAAGGAGGCGCCGAGGCGCGGGGGGGGCCGGGCGGCAGAGCCGGGCGCCCCGCGGGAGCCCACGGCGCCCAGCAGCCCGGCAUCGCCCGAGGGCUCGCCCUCCAAGUCGCCCUCCAAGAAGAAGAAGAAGUUCCGCACGCCCUCCUUCCUCAAGAAGGCCAAGAAGAAGGAGAAGGCGGAGGCCUGAGGCCCGGCGCCCGCCCCGCCGCCCCUUCGCUCACCAAGUGCUACCUCGGGGGGGCCGCUGCCCCGCGGCCCCCGCCGCCCCGCCGCCCGCCCCGCGCUGCCGCCCCCCUCCCCGCCGCCCCGGGCCGAGGCCGAGCCCCCGAGCGCCCUGGCGUGCGGCGCGGCAGCCGGGGCAGCCGUGCGGCGGGGUUGCCGCCACCACUGCCACCACUGCCACCGCCACCCCCCGCCCCGGCUCAUCGCGGAGUGACCAAUAAACACCACUGCAAAACGGCGAA